Messenger RNA from Paramecium sonneborni, 372 nucleotides. Lineage: Eukaryota; Ciliophora; Oligohymenophorea; Peniculida; Parameciidae. The record is from the annotation of a GenBank genome assembly.
AUGAGAAGAUUUUAUUUUUAAAAAUAUGAGAAGUAAUCAAGUCCCGAUGAUCUUUUAAGAAGAUUAAAUAAUUAAGCAAUAAGCCCAAAAUUCAUUGAUUACAUAAUAACAAAUGAAAAAAAUGAGAAAAAAAAACAAAUGAUUGAUAGUUAUAGAAAAAGAAAUUGUAAAUCACUCGAUCCAGUCAGAAAUAUUAAAAUGGAUAGUUAAACUUUGUAAGAAGAAUAUUAUAAAUAUAUUACCAAUACAGAAGAUGGAACAUAAUUUAAGAUUCUAAAUACUGAUCAAUAAUUAAAACACACACCUUAACAAAGUGUUAAAUGUUUGUCUAAAAUUCUUUCAUUUGAACAUAAACUUUUAAAUCCAUUUUGA